Molecule: messenger RNA, 3301 nt
Organism: Carassius auratus (goldfish)
Lineage: Eukaryota; Metazoa; Chordata; Actinopteri; Cypriniformes; Cyprinidae
Product: guanylate-binding protein 1-like
Exons: 10
Coding region: 159-2042 (627 amino acids)
Molecular function (GO): GTPase activity; GTP binding
Source: RefSeq, a predicted model, not a curated record
UCAGAGACCAGGGACCGCCCCUAACUCACUCUCCACCAAUCAGCACCCAGAUUCUGGAGCGGAGGGUGUGUCUAAGAGACACUGCUAGAAUAUCAGGAAGCUAGGACAUAAACACAACACAGACUGGAGUUAGACUGGAGUGAAUUAAAUCAGUGGCCAUGGACAAACCAGUGUGCUUGAUUGACACGGCGUCCGAUGGGAAGCUGUGUGUCCAGCGGUCAGCGUUGCAGGUUCUGGAGCAGAUCCAGCAGCCCGUGGUGGUGGUGGCCGUGGUGGGUCUCUACCGAACUGGGAAGUCCUACCUGAUGAAUCGACUGGCAGGGAAGCAAACAGGGUUUGCACUGGGCAGCACAAUCGAGUCCAAGACGAAGGGCAUCUGGAUGUGGUGCGUGCCUCACCCCACUAAACCUGGAACCACUCUGGUGCUGCUGGACACCGAGGGACUCGGAGACGUGGACAAGGGCGACUCAGUGCAUGACACCAGGAUCUUCUCUUUGGCUGUCCUUCUGAGUAGCACUCUAGUCCUGAACAGCCGAGGAACUAUUGACAACAGGGCUAUAGAGGAACUGCAAUAUGUCACUGAGCUAACGGAGUACAUCAAGAUCAAGUCACCUGAUGAAGUCGUAGAUGACGGAGAGUUUGUCAAGUUCUUCCCUAGCUUCAUCUGGGCUGUGAGGGACUUUACUCUGCAGCUUAAAAUCAAUGAGAAAGAUGCAACAGAGGACGAAUACCUAGAGUUUGCUCUGAAGCUAAAACUAGGUAACUCGAUGCAAGUGAACAAUUACAACCUUCCAAGAGAGUGCAUUCGCAAAUACUUCCCAUCUCGGAAAUGUUUCACCUUCCCAUUCCCAACCAAUCCAGACAAAGUAUCUUAUCUGGAAACACUGGACCCAGGGGAGAUUUCAGAACGAUUCUUGGAGGUCACGAAUCGUUUCUGCCAGUUUAUCUUUGACCAGAGCCAAGUGAAAAAUCUGAAAGAUGGACACACGGUCACCGGCAGAGUUCUGGGUCAUCUUGUAAAAACCUAUGUAGAAACCAUCGCCAGUGGAGCUGUGCCGUGUCUGGAGAAUGCUGUGAUCUCAAUGGCACUGAUUGAGAAUGAGGCUGCUUUUCAGGAGGGGCUUGAGGUGUACCAGAGUGGAAUGGAGAAGCUGAAGAAGUCCUUCCCUCUGGAACUGAAUGAAAUCACCUGUGAACACCAAUGCUUCAGUCUCAUGGCAACACAGACCUUCAUGAAACGCUCCUUCAGGGACAGUGAUGGGAAGUUCUUGACAUCUUUAGAGGAAGCCAUCAGUCAACAGUUUGAUAGGUAUCUCCAGGACAAUGAGAAGGCCUCUGAGGCUAAAUGUGAAGGUCUUCUAUCAGUUCUCUCUGAAGCAAUGACAGAGAGGAUCAAUCAAGGGUUUUAUGCCACAGCUGGUGGGUACAAUCUCUUCUGCCAGGACCUGGAGGACAUUGUGAAUCAGUACAAUACACUGGCUUAUCAAGAAGUCAAGAUUGCAGAGGUGUUGGAGAAAUUUCUACAGCAAAAGGUUGCAGUCACCACAGCCAUUCUGCAGGCUGAUGAUAAACUAACCGAAAACGAAAGAAAGAUUUGCGAGGAGAGAGAGCGGGCAGUCCUUCUGGAACAAGAGAUCAAGGCCCAGGAAGAGAAGCAGCGUCAGCUGGAGGAGAAGAUGGUGACUGAAGAACAGAAUAAUGAAGAGAGGGUGAGACAGGUCAUACAGAAGAUGGAAGAGGAGAUGUCCUUCCAACAGCAGGAGACACAGCGCGCCAUGGACAGUAAGCUGAGGGAACAGGCUGCCCUGAUGGAGAAGGGCUUUCAAGAGAAAGCCAACAAAAUGGCCAGCGAGAUCGAGGAGUUGAGGAGGAAUAAUAAAGAGGUAGAGGACAGGAAGUCCAGGGAGUUUGCACAGAUGAUAGAGGAUCAGGAGCGAAGAAACGCACAGAACCUGGAAGUGCUGAGGCAACAGCACAGACAGCAGAUGGAGGCGAUUAACAACAGACCGAGACCUUCAUCUGGAGGCUGUUCUAUACAGUGAAACCUGCUUUAACACAGUAAUCUCCCUGAAUGCAAUGUCCUUUUUGACUUUAUAGUUAAAAAGCUUUUUGUUUGAUGUCAUAGCUGUUUCACCUUCUGCUGCAUGGUAAUGUGUGAGAGCUGAUCAUCCGUUUUUCUGAAUGUAAAGCUGACAUGGUUACCAACCUAAUUCAAGGAGAACAGUGUUAGAUAUAUAGACUAGCUACAAAUCUGUAUGUAUAGAGAUUAACAUUGUAAAAUAAACUACUGGACAUGCACCAAGCAACACAGAGCUAAAAUGUGUUUUAAAAAAGAACCAGAAUAGCAUUGCUUUACUGAAUGGCCUUUAAAUGGCAGGAGGCAUCAUGCAGAUCACAACACAGGCAAAGUAACUCAUUUCAUCAACAUAGCCUAGCUUUUACAGAAAAUACUCACUUUAAUGAUUCCUAAGGCACCUAGUGAACAUCACAUAAUGUUUAACAGAUCAUUAAUUAACAUAAAAUACUGACAAAUGUUAAUAAACUUACAGUUGCGAUCAAGUGCAUAUGAUCAUGCACAUUAUAUACAAAGGAUUUUUAAAUGAUCUUAUACACUGACAGGUCAGUACAUUUAAGCACUUUUAGUCACUUUUAUCCAUGUUGACAUGAUUAAUCAACUCAUAACCAAAGUCUGUUGACACAUUUGCAUGCACACUUCUGCUACUUAAACAUAUUUGCAAAUAGUUUAAUUAUUUGCUCAGCUUUUUGCUGUUUCAACAUUUAAACCGUUCAUUAUUUUGAGAUGUUGAUGAACAUUUACUAUGAAUCAUGUAGUAUCAAGUAUUCUUUAUAGUGCUCAAUUUUUAUGCUUUUUAUCUCUGUUCCUUUUUGAAUACUGUAAAGUUACAGUCGAAACAUUACAGCGUAUUUUGAUAAAUGAACAAGUAUUUCCUUUCUCUCUUGGAAAUUGUUCUUUGUUGAUGUGUGAUGAAAGGAAUAUUUUCUGUUUAAGGAUAUUGUCUUCUGUGGGUUGUCGCUGUUGUUUUGAUGUAGUUGUUUUUAAUCAGUCUGAAACUUUCAUGUUACUGUACUGAACUAAAUAAAAUCAUUUUUGGGUAAGACAUUUUCCAAGAAUUUUAAGUAAAUUUGACAUAAAUUAAAUGUAACAAGACCCUUAUCUGACUCUAAAAAGGUAAUAAUGAUUUGUCAUAAACUAUGUUAUAGACCUUUAAUUCGGAUGGACUACCUGUUAUUUUAAUUGUAUAUCUAAAAGUGAUUGUUGGUACAUUUUACCAGUACUUAC